Messenger RNA from Macadamia integrifolia, 2985 nucleotides. RefSeq lists its product as uncharacterized. The coding region runs from base 960 to 2447 and encodes 495 amino acids. NCBI's taxonomy places the organism in Eukaryota, Viridiplantae, Streptophyta, Magnoliopsida, Proteales, Proteaceae. Gene Ontology annotation, molecular function: protein heterodimerization activity. The record is from RefSeq and is a predicted model, not a curated record. The transcript is spliced from 6 exons.
UUUUUUUCCCAGUUUUGAAAUUGUUGCUUAUUGCUGAUUCCCUCUCUAUUCUUCCAAUGGGGGAGAAAAAGAAGAAGAAUGGCAUUGAUGGGGGAGGACGGACGAGGCUACGAGCUUGCGAGAACGCUGGGGAGCUGUGGUGUGUGGCGUUCAUGGCUGGGCGAAUCCAAUUACACCAGCUUCGCUAAUUUCCUCACCUCUCGGUCGACGUGGGAAGCUUUCCUGAGUACCGAAGAUUCUAAAACUAGGGCUCAGAGUUCGUGCUCUCCUCUACGACAAAGCCAGCGUCUCCCUCUACCUCCGCUCACGUCCCUCUCCUUCAUCGUCUUCUUCGUCGCGGUCAUCAUCAUCUGUUGUUUCUUCUUCCUCCUCCUCCUUGUCUUCUUCCACUGCUGCUGCUGCUCCUCCGUGGAAGUUCAAUCCCUCCUAUUUGCAGUUACACGAGGAUGAUGUGUACUUCUCUUUAGAAGAUGAUUCGCUAAAUGGAGUAGUUCAACCACCAGAAGGCUCAGCUUCCAGUAAUUCAAUAGUCUAAGGUUAAUUUGGUGCUGGACUUGAUUUAUCUAAUGAUGGUUUUCUUCUUCUUGUACUGAAUUAGUUAGUUAUUGAUUUCAGUUACUUUGCGAGUUAGAAAAGUUUGUAUUCAUUACCCUGUGCUUAAUUUUCUCUGAUAAUCUGUGCGUUUUUUAAAUACAGAAAUUAUAAGUAACUUCAUUUAUUUGAAAACAAAUGUGAAGAGAAAAAAAAAAGAUUGGAAAUCUGACAUUCUGACCUGCGUUACUGAUUCAUUGGAACUAAGGGAUGGAAAUGAUGGUAUGAUCCUAGCAGAGAUGAAACCCUGUCUCUUAGAGUAGGAUGAGGCCUGGGUGCUAGGCAAUGUGGCCCUCUAACAAGUAACAACAAUCAUGGGCUUUUGAUAGGAGUUUUAUUAUUACCAAAUCAAUAAGUCUUCGGUGGACAUGCUUUGGACACUUUUUCCCCCAUGCAGAAAUUCUGACUGUGUAAAGGAUGCCUCUAGUUUUCUUCUCAUUUUUUAUGCAGUUUGGUUGAUGCUUUGUCUUACCAUGCAUAUCCAAUCAAAACUUUCCAGUAGUGUUGGAUCAAGAUAUGUUGAACCGGACAUUGAAAAUAUAUCUGAGAAGCCUGGUCAUUAUGACUUACCAGAGUCAUGGUAUAAUCAGUCUACUGAGAAGUUCAGAGCUAGCAGACUAAAUAUUUUGCCACUUGGGGAUCAAGAACCACACAAGCGAACAGCUGAGGGAAUGUUUAAAUACCUCAGAUUUCUUGAGAAGCAUAAGAGGAGGCGGCAAGCAUUUAAAGAGGAUCAGUAUGUUGGUUUUGGUGGUUCAAACGUGCAUUCAGUUUCUGCUUCAGAUGGCAAUAACUUAAUGGAUGAUGAAACAUCAUUUUUCCCUGAAACAAUGUUUGUAUUGAACUGUGUGCCUGAUAGUGCACUCCCUCCCACAAGUAGAGCAGAAGACAAUAAAAAAAAAGAGUUUUAUGGGGUUCUUGACUGCUUACCUCAUGUUGUAACUCAGAGUCCUGCAAUGAUGGAAAGGUUUGGUAUAAUGCCUGACUACCUAAGGACUGGUUUUGAGAGAAGUAAAUAUAGGGGCAAGAAUGGGCUUGGAGGGAACAGGAAACCUCUGGGCCAAGAACAAGCAUUACGGAUGUCUCACAAGGUGAUAGCUCAUGUAUUGACAAGUAUGGGGUUUCAAGGUGCAACUGAAGUUUCAAUGGAAGUUUUAUCACAGUUUCUCAGCUGUCAUAUCCGUAAACUUGGUCGUAUCUUGAAAGUCCUCACUGAUAAUUAUAGAAAGCAGGGUUCAGCCAUUGAAAUUCUCAAAAUGUUCCUUCAGACAGCAGGGUAUAGUAAUCUUGGGGCUUUAGUGGUACGUGCAAAGGAUGGUAACAGGACAAUCACACACCAAGCACCGCAACAUCUAAGAGGACUCCAAUCCGGAUUCCAGUCACAGCAUCAGUGUCCCAUUGUACAACCCCAGCAAUUCCCGAGACAAAUGCAGAUGCAAAUGAUGCAUACCCAGAAUCUGGCUUUACAGCAGCAGCAACACUGGGACAGAAUGCGAAGACGCCAACCAUCAACUCUACGCUCUGUUAUGAGUAUGGAUAAAGAAAGACCCAUGCUGGAAGUUAAGAUUGAGAACCCAACUGAAUUGCCAAUGGAUGGGGACUCCACUGUCAGUUGUAGACACCCACAGAUGCAGUUUCGGUGCCAGCAAAUGGGUGGUAUGGCCAACCUCCCUGCUCAAUCCAAGCAUCAGUUUAAACAAUUGGCUUCCCUUCAAAUUCCUCAACUCCAGACACAGAACAUGGUGAUGGUGAGGCCCCCACCAGUGAAGGUUGAGGGCUUUCAGGAGUUGAUGGGUGGGGAUGCAACAUUGAAGCAUGAUUCUGAAGAGCACAAGCUAAUGUCCCCUUCCAAAUAGAUGCCACUCAGCAGGUUGACUCAUUCAUUCAACAUGGCCACUUGGAUUGGUCACCCAGUGGAUUGACUGAGCAGAUUGGAAAACUAUCAGAUCUACUUGGAAGUUGAACCGAUCCGAUGGUCAUCUUUACCAACUUUGGAACACUUUUCCCCACCGGUGUACCUUCACUUUGCUCUCUUUCUGUUAUUCCACAACCCCCCCCCCCUGUGAGCCACCUUUUUUGCCUUCCUGCGGGCUCUGCCUCUCUAGCUACAGUCUGUGUGUUUGCAACAUCACCCACUCACAUAACCCUUUUUUCCUCUUGCUGUGAGUUUUACACCUCUUUGCAGAGGGUGUGGGAGUGAGGGAGGAGGGGGAGAUGGGAGAGACGAAAGAUAGGAAAGAGAUGGGAAGGACAGCUUCUUGGUUUUUUCCCCUUUUCAAACUGUUCUCGGCACAGAGAAAAACUUCUAUUUUUGUUUAUUUGUUUUUGUUCGUUUGUAUUCCAGGGACUUGCUCUUUUUGAAGGCACCCAGAAAUGAAUCAAUGUUGCCAAACA